AGUCGCAUUAGGGACAGUACGAGUACUUUGGUAGCUUGUAAUGCUACUUCAAAUUAAAUUUCAUUAGGUGGGUGACUUACGACGAAGCUCGAACAGCUCAAUACUCAAUACCCGAGACUAAACGAUCGAUGGAUCGUGUGCACGUCCGUCGUCUGCUGUUGUUCGUGCGACCGUUCGACUCCGAGUAUAUCAUUUGUGUGGAGCACGCGCUGUACGCGGGGAUUUAAGCUUUCGAAUUUUCAAUUAGUUCGUUGACGCUGAGGAAGUUGUGAAGGUGUUUCAAGUGGCAAACGUCCGCACAGUUUAGAAUCAGCUACACAAGCGCAAGGUGUUGCAUUCGCUAAAUACUCAACAGGAGCUUAGUGUGGGAGAUAUUCGAAAGGAACUUCCUAAAAAUAUUAACCAAGCGUUUGACAUGCAAUUGAUAAUAUUUCAAGCAGCUUUUCUUGUGAUCUGCUGGUCUCAAGUGGUCAGCAGUCAUGUGUUUGGUUACUCGGAGCCAAAUCAGAGGCGUUGGGCGCGUCAUCAUGGUCAUUGUGCCGGCAAGACGCAGUCACCCAUAGCCAUCACCUCUAGCCAUACAAUACCCGUCCAUAUGCCGGCUGUUGACAUGAUUGGCUAUCACAAUCUCCUGCCGUAUCCUCUGAAAAUGGUCAACAAUGGCCACACGGUUACCAUUGGCAUACCCAAGGGCAAUAUGACUGGGGAUCAGGAGGAGUUUCUGCCGUACAUUCGGGGUGCCAAGCUGCCCGGAGAGUUCGAAGUGGAGGGUCUGCAUUUCCACUGGGGUGACAAGAACAAUCGAGGCUCGGAACAUGUCAUUAAUGACAUACGCUACACCAUGGAGAUGCACAUUGUGCAUCGCAACAAGAAGUAUGCAACAAUCGGUGAGGCACUCAACCAUCCCGAUGGUGCAGCGGUAUUGGGAUUCUUCUUCAACCUGGACGAGGAUGAGGGCCAAGGACUAGUGACCAUCAAUCGUCAUUUGCAUUUGAUCGCUGAUGCCAAUCAGGAGGCAGCGCUAAAUGUUACCUUCUCGCUGUCCUCUCUGAUAGCGAAUGUGGAUGUGGAUAAGUUCUACACAUACAAGGGUUCACUUACCACACCCCCUUGCUCGGAGGCCGUCACCUGGAUACUCUUUCCCGAUCCCAUACCCAUUUCGCCCAAGCAGAUUUCACGCUUCCGCCAGCUGUCGGAUACACAGGAUGGUGCACUCGUCGACAACUUCCGCACACUGCAGCCAGUUGGCAAUCGUCGCAUCUUUGCCCGUACUGGACACGUCCGUCACACGUCGAUUGCGUCACUGAAGCACGAGGGCGAUUAUCUCAAGUACGAUUGGUUCUACUGAGCGGCAGAUGAAUGCUCUGGGAUCGGAGUGCUCUGUGCCAUGCUAUGUUAGAUUAUGUUUAGCUUUUGCAUUUAUUAUUUAACUACGUGUAUAACAAUCAGCUGUAAGCUAAUCUCUUUCUCAAUAAGUAAAUAUUUCUACGAUA
Molecule: messenger RNA, 1493 nt
Organism: Drosophila innubila
Lineage: Eukaryota; Metazoa; Arthropoda; Insecta; Diptera; Drosophilidae
Gene: CAH9
Product: carbonic anhydrase 2
Exons: 8
Coding region: 416-1348 (310 amino acids)
Cellular component (GO): cytoplasm
Molecular function (GO): zinc ion binding; carbonate dehydratase activity
Source: RefSeq, a predicted model, not a curated record